AUGUUUGCCAGGAAAUUGGCCUCCUCUUCGAGGCCAUUUUCACGGCCCUUCUUGUUCUCAGCAACUUCCAAGGCCGCUACUGCGACUGCGGCCGCUCCAAUUGCCGACCUGGCUCCUUCCCCUCCCACAUAUCCUCUUACCGACCAAGACCAUAGACGACUGACAUUUCAGCGCAAUAUUGGUGUUUCUGCACAUAUAGACUCAGGAAAAACAACUUUGACGGAACGUAUACUAUUUUAUACCGGUCGGAUACGAGAGAUACACGAGGUUCGUGGACGAGAUAAUGUCGGUGCUAAAAUGGACAGCAUGGAUCUUGAACGAGAGAAAGGAAUAACUAUUCAAAGUGCUGCCACUUUCUGCGAUUGGGAAACCACCAAUCCUGUAACCAAGGACACUUCCAAAUACGCCGUUAACAUCAUCGACACUCCAGGUCACGUCGAUUUUACAAUAGAAGUUGAACGCGCCUUACGUGUCCUAGAUGGUGCUAUUCUGGUUCUAUGCGCUGUUGCCGGUGUACAGAGUCAAACAACCACCGUCGACAGGCAGAUGCGCAGAUACAACGUUCCGAGGAUCUCUUUUGUCAACAAGAUGGAUCGGCCUGGUGCCAACCCGUGGAGAAUUGUGCAACAAAUUCGCACGAAACUCCGUAUGACCGCAGCCGCCGUCCAGGUUCCCAUAGGCGUUGAGGACGAGUUUAAAGGCGUGGUAGACCUUGUCCAUUGGCGUUCAAUCUAUAAUGAAGGACACAAGGGUAUCGACCUCGUAGUCCGGGACGAAAUACCUUCCGAACUAUUAGACCUGGCCAAGGCUAAGCGGAUUGAACUCAUUGAACAGCUUGCCGAAGUCGAUGAAGAAAUUGGCGACCUUGUUCUCUCCGACCAGCAGCCAACUAAUGUUCAGCUUGCUGACGCUAUCCGUCGGGCCACUAUAGCCCUCAAAUUUUCUCCCGUCUUCCUUGGCUCUGCAAUCAAGAAUACAGCUGUUCAACCUUUACUUGAUGGAGUUUGUGCAUACCUUCCCAACCCAUCUGAAUCCGAAGUUUUCGCUCACGAUACGAACCAACCGACCUCUGCCCCCCAAGUUCCCCUCACUCCUUCUGCCAACGCUCCCUUGGUGUCCUUGGCGUUCAAGCUGGAAGAAGGAAGGUUUGGACAAUUGACUUACAUGCGCGUAUACCAAGGGUCCCUCAGAAAAGGACAAACGAUUUAUAACGCUCGCACUGGGAAAAAGGUGAAAGUUCCUCGUUUGGUCCGUAUGCACAGCAACGAGAUGGAAGACAUUGAAUCCAUUGGUCCUGGUGAAAUUUGUGCUAUUUUCGGAGUGGAGUGCUCCAGUGGUGACACCUUCACCGAUGGUUCGACGAAUUACUCGAUGGCAAGUGCUGUUCAUGGUCGAACCGUGAGCGGCGCUUUACUAAGUCUUUUCAGACAUCUAUGUUUGUUCCUGAGCCCGUCAUCUCCCUCGCUAUCAAGUCGAAUGGCAUCGAAACUCCCAAUUUCUCUCGUGCUCUCAAUCGUUUCCAGAAGGAGGAUCCUACUUUCCGCGUACAUGUCGAUGCCACUUCCAAAGAGACCAUCAUUUCUGGAAUGGGGGAACUCCAUCUUGAGAUCUACGUUGAACGCAUGCGCCGCGAAUACAAUGUUGACUGCACCACCGGUAAACCUCGCGUCGCGUUCCGUGAGACUAUCACCCAACGUGCGGACUUCAAUUAUACACACAAAAAGCAGACUGGUGGUGCCGGCCAAUAUGCCAAGGUUAUCGGGUAUAUCGAACCCUUGGAAUCAGAGCAAGACAUCGAGGAGGGAAGUGGAACACCGAAGGGCAAAGGGUUCGUCGACGAUGUAA
Messenger RNA from Marasmius oreades (fairy-ring Marasmius), 1845 nucleotides. Its product is annotated as Elongation factor G, mitochondrial. The coding region runs from base 1 to 1845 and encodes 614 amino acids. NCBI's taxonomy places the organism in Eukaryota, Fungi, Basidiomycota, Agaricomycetes, Agaricales, Marasmiaceae. Gene Ontology annotation, biological process: mitochondrial translational elongation. The record is from RefSeq and is a predicted model, not a curated record. Gene Ontology annotation, molecular function: GTPase activity; translation elongation factor activity; GTP binding. The transcript has 3 exons. Gene Ontology annotation, cellular component: mitochondrion.